Molecule: messenger RNA, 2196 nt
Organism: Propithecus coquereli (Coquerel's sifaka)
Lineage: Eukaryota; Metazoa; Chordata; Mammalia; Primates; Indriidae
Gene: MICU3
Product: mitochondrial calcium uptake family, member 3
Exons: 14
Coding region: 1-2196 (731 amino acids)
Biological process (GO): calcium import into the mitochondrion; mitochondrial calcium ion homeostasis
Cellular component (GO): uniplex complex
Molecular function (GO): calcium ion binding
Source: RefSeq, a predicted model, not a curated record
AUGGCUGCGCUGCGGAGGCUCUUGUGGCCGCCGCCUCGGCUGCCGCCUCCGCUGUCGGCUCACCAGCCCUUCCUAGGGCCGUGGGGGCGGCCUGCGGGGACAGCCCCGGGCCUUCCUGGGCGGCCCUUCUCCUGCCGGGAGGAUGAGGAGCGAGCUGUGGCCGAGGCGGCUUGGAGGCGGCGGCGGCGCUGGGGCGAGCUGAGCAUCGCGGCGGCGGCCGGCGGGGGUCUCGUCGGCCUCGUGUGCUACCAGCUGUACGGGGAGCCCAGGACCGACCCACCUGCGCCCGGACGUCCCUCAGAGAGCGCGGCCGCAGAGCCCGAGGAGCCACCCCGCGGCCGGGGGCUGCUUCCCAUCCCGGUCGCGGCUGCCAAGGAGACCGUUGCUGUUGGGAGAACAGACAUUGAAGACUUAGACCUCUAUGCUACAUCUCGGGAGAGGCGAUUUCGUUUAUUUGCUUCUAUAGAAUGUGAAGGACAGUUAUUCAUGACUCCAUAUGAUUUUAUUCUGGCUGUUACAAUGGAUGAGCCCAAAUUUGCUAAAACAUGGAAGUCACUUUCCAAACAGAUUGCCAUUCAGAUCUUAGGGUGGGAUGAUAGGAUAAGGAAAAUUCAAAGCUCAGAAGGAUCAGAGCCACACGCAGGUUUUAGAAUAGCUUUCAACAUGUUUGACACUGAUGGCAAUGAGAUGGUGGAUAAAAAAGAGUUUUUGGUGCUUCAAGAGAUAUUCAGGAAAAAAAAUGAAAAGAGAGAAACUAAAGGAGAUGAAGAAAAGCGUGCAUUGCUGCGUCUUCAACUUUAUGGAUACCAUUCUCCUACUAAUAGUGUACUUAAAACAGAUGCUGAGGAACUUGUCUCCAGAAGCUAUUGGGAUACACUGAGACGUAACACGAGCCAAGCACUCUUUUCAGACCUCGCAGAGCGUGCUGAUGACAUCACAAGUUUAGUAACUGAUACUACACUUCUUGUACACUUUUUUGGAAAGAAAGGAAAAGCUGAGCUCAACUUUGAAGAUUUUUAUAAGUUCAUGGAUAACCUCCAAACAGAAGUUCUAGAAAUAGAAUUCCUUUCCUACUCAAAUGGAAUGAAUACUAUCAGUGAAGAAGAUUUUGCUCAUAUUCUUUUACGAUAUACAAACGUGGAAAAUACAUCAGUAUUUUUGGAAAAUGUGCGUUACAGUAUACCUGAAGAAAAGGGCAUCACAUUUGAUGAAUUCAGGUCAUUUUUCCAGUUUCUUAACAACCUAGAAGACUUUGCAAUAGCCCUGAAUAUGUAUAACUUUGCAAGUCGUUCUAUAGGACAAGAUGAAUUUAAACGUGCCGUCUAUGUAGCUACUGGACUCAAACUUUCACCACAUUUAGUGAACACUGUCUUCAAGAUUUUCGAUGUUGACAAAGAUGAUCAAUUAAGUUAUAAAGAAUUUAUUGGAAUUAUGAAAGACAGACUCCAUAGAGGAUUCCGGCGAAUGACCUGUGUUUCUAGCUCCGGUGGGUUCUGGAUUCGCGACCCCAAAGCCUUCUUCCUCCCUCCUCAGCCCCUCCCACGCAGAAGACGGCUCGCGCCCCCCUCAGUGGCGCGCGUCUGUUCCCCGCAAAUCCGCGUAGUAGAGCCGGCCGCUCCGGGCGCGGCGCGCUCGCUUCCUCGGGGCUGGGUAGCCGGCCUCGCCCGCCCCGCCCGGGACCCACAAGUUGAAGCGACAGUUUCCCAAGCGGGAUGCGGGGACGCUGGCCUCGGCGCCCGAAGACUUUCUAGCGGCGCAUUAGCGGGGUGCGCGGCGCGCGCCCGCCCUCCCGGCCCGGGGCAGCCCUCCGCGCGGGGCGGGCGCCUCGGAGCAGCCCUGCAGCCCCCGCCUCCUCCGGUUCACCCGGAAUCCGGGGUCAAACCCGCAGGCGGCCGGGCCCAGGUGGGCGCCUUCACUCCCACGCCGAGGUGCCCGCAGCGAGGGGCGCAAGGGUCGGGACGGGCCCCCGGGGCGCGGCGGAGGCCGCCGGAGUCCCCAGAAAGCCCGCCCGAGGGCGCAGCCGGCCACGCCGUGGGACGGGGCGGGGGCGGAGCAGAGCCUCCCGCCGCCUCCUCACCGUCGCCUCCUCCUCCUCCUCCUCCUCCUCGUCGUCCUCCUCUCGCAGCCACCGCCUCCGCCGGGCUGAGGAGCGCGGAGUCCGCGGCGCCGGCUCGGGGCUGCGGGAUGGGGAGUUAG